UCCUCCCAACUGCGGGACAGAAAGACAGACACCUGGCCCAACCUCGCUGCUGCCACCGGGGCCUUAGGCCUGAUUGUGCCACCCUUGGCAGGCUUACCGAUGGCUGCCCCUCCCCCGACAGAUAUCCUCUCUACCCCCAUCCCCCAAGACCCGCAGACACCUUCUCUCCACCUUGCUACCCUCAGACCAGGGGGAUACCUUAGGCAGAUGAGCUUCAAACGGACAGACUGCCCUGCCCUCAUUCCACUCCAGGACAGACUGACCCUUACCUCAAACACACGGACUUCUGGGUGGGCUGGACUGACACUGAUCGGCUCCCUCCCAGACAGUCCCACCUUGGGGCAGAUAGUCCCUUCUCUUCAUGAAAAGGUCACAGAGUGCUCUCCCCCUUCAGAGGCAGAUUUCUCUGUCACUGGCAACAGGCUAGAGGAAAUCCCCCUGGAGGUGCUGAGGCAGAGGGAGUCCAAGUGGCUGGACAUGCUCAACAACUGGGACAAAUGGAUGGCCAAGAAGCACAAAAAGAUCCGUCUGCGGUGCCAGAAAGGCAUCCCACCUUCUCUGCGGGGCCGUGCUUGGCAGUACCUGUCAGGAGGCAAGGUGAAGCUACAGCAGAACCCUGGGAAGUUUGAUGAGCUGGACAUGUCCCCUGGGGACCCCAAGUGGCUGGAUGUGAUUGAACGUGAUCUGCACCGGCAGUUCCCUUUCCAUGAGAUGUUUGUGUCCCGGGGAGGCCAUGGCCAGCAGGAUCUAUUCCGUGUGCUGAAGGCCUAUACCCUUUACCGACCUGAGGAGGGCUACUGCCAGGCCCAGGCGCCCAUUGCUGCUGUUCUGCUCAUGCACAUGCCUGCUGAGCAAGCCUUCUGGUGCCUGGUGCAGAUUUGUGAGAAGUACCUGCCUGGCUACUACAGUGAGAAACUGGAGGCAAUCCAACUGGAUGGGGAGAUCCUCUUCUCACUGCUGCAGAAGGUGUCACCUGUGGCCCACAAGCACCUCAGCCGGCAGAAGAUUGAUCCACUGCUGUACAUGACAGAGUGGUUCAUGUGUGCCUUUGCCCGCACCCUGCCCUGGAGCUCUGUGCUGCGCGUCUGGGAUAUGUUCUUCUGUGAAGGAGUCAAGAUCAUCUUCCGGGUGGGGCUGGUGCUGCUGAAACAUGCGUUGGGCUCCCCUGAAAAGCUCAAAGCCUGUCAGGGCCAGUACGAGACUAUCGAGCAACUGCGGAGCCUCAGCCCCAAGAUCAUGCAGGAGGCCUUCCUGGUCCAGGAGGUGGUAGAGUUGCCAGUGACAGAGCGCCAGAUUGAGCGUGAGCACCUCAUUCAGCUGCGGCGCUGGCAAGAAACCCGGGGUGAGCUGCAGUGCUGUUCCCUGCCCAGGCUGCAUGGUGCCAAGGCCAUCCUGGAGGCAGAGCCAGGCCCCCGGCCCACCUUGCAACCUUCACCAUCCAUCCGCCUGCCCCCAGAUGCCCCCCUCCCUGGUUCCAAAGGCAAGCCCAAGACACCCAAACAGAGCCAGAAGGAAAAGGAGCAAUGGGAACAGGCAAAGGCAAGUGGGCAGCUGGAUAAGCUCCCAACCCCAAGUCAAGCCAAGGGGGCAGCUGCUGCAGGAGAUGCGUGUCCCCCACAGGAUGUGCUCCCCAGGGAUGCAGCCCACCAAGAUCCAGCCCUUCAGGACUCAGCCUCCCAGGAUCCAGCCCAUCACCGCUCCCAGGAUUCAGUUCACCACUGCUCCCAGGAGAGUCUGACCUCCCAGGAGAGUGAGGAUACAUACUUGUAACCCCGGCAGCUCAGGCCUGUGGGGUGAGGCUCCACACACCCCUGGGGCUCACAGACUGACAGCCGAGGGCCUGCCCAUGCUGAUGGCCCAGCUGCCCGGCCCUGCGUGGCAGAGAGUCUGGCCGGCCCAGCACAGACUCUGCCUGAGCCUUUUUAUUUAUUUCCUCCCGAGUGGAGCUUGGGCUAGCCCACUGGGGCCGGAGGAGGUGAGGGCCAGUGAGCAGGGCCUCACUCAGCCCCUCUUCCUGGGGGAUGCUCCCUAGGGCUGGGGUGCUGUGGUGAGGGGGGAAAGGGGGGUGUUCUUUAUGUAAAAUAGAAACAUGAUUUUGUACAGAAAUAAACCGGCUUGUGUAGAGA
Canis lupus familiaris (dog) is the source of this 2126-nucleotide messenger RNA. It is a transcript of the gene TBC1D10A, whose product is annotated as TBC1 domain family member 10A. The record is from RefSeq and is a predicted model, not a curated record. The coding region runs from base 100 to 1770 and encodes 556 amino acids. The transcript has 9 exons. Lineage: Eukaryota; Metazoa; Chordata; Mammalia; Carnivora; Canidae.